Solanum verrucosum is the source of this 345-nucleotide messenger RNA. RefSeq lists its product as uncharacterized. Bases 1 to 345 code for a protein of 114 amino acids. The transcript has 2 exons. NCBI's taxonomy places the organism in Eukaryota, Viridiplantae, Streptophyta, Magnoliopsida, Solanales, Solanaceae. The record is from RefSeq and is a predicted model, not a curated record.
AUGGUGGAAGUUGAGAUUAGAAAAGAAGAUGAUGUGAUAGAGGUUAAAGAAGAGUCUGAGAAUACGACAGAGAAAGAAGCGAAGAUAUCUCAGAAAGUGGUCCUCAUACCUAGACAUCCACCACUUUUUUCACAGAGGUUAAUGAAGAAGACUGAAGAUGACAAACUUAAGUCCAAAUGGACAGGGACAUUUUUGCUCACAAAAGUGCUCCCCCAUGGAGUGGUUGAGCUUGCAAAUAGUGAUGGGACAAAGUUCAUGGUAAAUGGGCAAAGGAUCAAGGUCUAUGUGGGAAAUGCUGAGAGCGUGCAAGAAGGGGUUGAGGCCUAUCAUCUUGAUGAAGUCUAA